AUGUCCAACAAAACCAUGGUGACCGAGUUCCUUCUCCUGGGAUUCUCUGACGUUCAGGAACUGCAGAUUUUGCACUUUGUGGUGUUUCUAGUGAUUUACCUGGCAGGCCUGAUGGGGAAUCUUCUCAUCAUCACAGCUGUAGCCCUCAACCACCAUCUUCACACCCCCAUGUACUUCUUCCUGAUAAAUCUGUCCAUUAUAGACCUUGGCUGCAUCUCUGUCACUGUCCCCAAAUCCAUGGCCAACUCCCUCAUGAACACCAGGUCAAUUUCUUAUCAUGGAUGUGUUGCCCAAGUCUUUCUCUUCGUAGUCUUCAUUGCAGCUGAUCUUGCCUUACUCACCAUCAUGGCAUACGACCGAUAUGUCGCCAUCUGCCAACCACUGCACUAUGAGACAGUGAUGAACAAGAGAGCUUGUGUCCAAAUGGCAGCCAGUGCCUGGAUUACUGGUAGUGUGUACUCUGCAGUGCACACUUGGAACACCUUCAGGUUGCCCUUCUGCCAGUCCAAUGUCAUCAACCAGUUUUUCUGUGAAAUCCCCCAGCUACUCAAGCUCGCCUGCUCUGACUCAUACCUCAGUGAAGUUGGACUUCUUGCUUUUAGUGUGUUUUUAAGCUUAAACUGCUUUGUUUUUAUUAUUGUGUCUUAUGUUCAGAUCUUCAAAGCAGUGAUGAGAAUCCCCUCUGAGCAGGGCCGGCAUAAAGCCUUCUCCACCUGCCUCCCUCACCUCACUGUGGUCUCUUUGUUUCUUUGCACUGGCUUCUUUGAGUACCUGAAACCCACCUCCAGCUCAGCAUCAAUUAUGGAUCUCAUGAUGGGUGUUCUCUAUUCCCUGGUGCCUCCAAUAAUGAAUCCAAUCAUCUACAGCAUGAGGAACAAGGAGAUCAAAGCUGCAUUAAAGAAACUGAUUGUGUGGAGGUUAUUCACCAAGAAUUAA
Messenger RNA from Emys orbicularis (European pond turtle), 936 nucleotides. Its product is annotated as olfactory receptor 14A16-like. Gene Ontology annotation, molecular function: odorant binding; G protein-coupled receptor activity; olfactory receptor activity. The record is from RefSeq and is a predicted model, not a curated record. The coding region runs from base 1 to 936 and encodes 311 amino acids. NCBI's taxonomy places the organism in Eukaryota, Metazoa, Chordata, Testudines, Emydidae. Gene Ontology annotation, biological process: G protein-coupled receptor signaling pathway. The transcript has a single exon. Gene Ontology annotation, cellular component: membrane.